Messenger RNA from Lactuca saligna, 351 nucleotides. The record is from the annotation of a GenBank genome assembly. NCBI's taxonomy places the organism in Eukaryota, Viridiplantae, Streptophyta, Magnoliopsida, Asterales, Asteraceae.
AUGGCUAUCUACAUCGAUGUCCGUGUGUACUUUCAAGGCAUCUUUGAAAGGUACCCCAUACAUUACACCAAUGGUACUAAUCAAAGACUAGGAGACAUUGAUUUCGCCGCCAUGGAAAAGGAGUGCUAUGCUUUUAUGGAAAGAUUCACAGGAGAAAAAUGGCAUACCGAUGACAAUGGCCCGGAUUUUGAGAUGGGUGAGUAUGUAAGUGAAUGUGAACAUGUUGAUGCUGACAUGGGUAAACUGAAGAUGACAUGGGGGACAAUAAAGAUGAUGAGGAUGAUGUUGUUACUGAUUUGCCAAAUAGGUUCAAUGAAGAGCAACCUUGGAAGAAGUAGCAUCAUGUGUUAG